AUACUCUCCGCUCAAAAUUUAUAAGAUCGAAUUUAGCUAUUUCCUCCAUUGAAAUCCAAGAUGAACAUAUAUCAGAUAUCACUGGUUCUUUGGAUUCAAGUCUUAGCCGUGGCGGUUUUUCAAGUAAGUUGCCAAGACCUAGCAAAAGAGUUCCUCGAUGCUCACAAUGCUGCUCGAAACUAAGUUGGCGUUCCCCCCAUGAGAUGGGACAACGUGUUGGAGGCCUUUGCACUCAAUUAUUCUCAAGGAAAGAUCGAUACUUGCACUCCCCAGCGUGCAAGUGUCCCUUCGGGUCAGAAUAUUGUUUGGGGUGCCGACAAAGAUUUUUCAGCGACAGAAGCUGUCAAACUUUGGGUGGAUGAAAAACAAGAUUACAACUUGGAAUCUGGUGUUUGUGCUCCAGGCAGGGCAUGCUCUCAUUAUACCCAGGUAAUUUGGAUUAAUUCAACUCAACUUGGAUGUGGUAAAGCUUUAUGCAAUAAUAAGGGAGUUUUCAUUGCUUGUUACUAUUACCCUAUUGGUAAUAUUCCUGGGAAACGUCAAACUCAAGGGAUUGAAUUCCUUAUACAACCUGUUGUUGCUCCUAUAAGUCCUACCGCCAUCCCUUACCACCCUCCAUCACCCGAUACUUUUCCCUCGAAAAAAAGUAAAUCCAUGGUAGGGUUAGUCAUAGGAUUGAGUAUAGGAUCGACCUUUGGGCUAGUUCUACUGAUCACUUGCGUCAUUUUAAGACAAAAAUGGAAGAGAGAAAAGAAAUUUGACGACGACCAUGUUUUCGAUAUAUUGUUUAACGAUGAGUUCAACAAUAUGAUCGGACCAAGGAAAUUUUCAUUGAAUGAAUUGGCUAGAGCAACAAGUAACUUCAGCACCGAUAACAAGUUGGGUGAGGGAGGGUUUGGUUCUGUUUAUAAAGGACUGCUGAGGGACUUGGAUACAUACGUUGCUGUCAAGAGGGUUUCCAAGGCAUCGAAGCAAGGGAUUCGGGAAUACGCAUCGGAAGUGAAGAUAAUUAGCAGAUUGAGGCACAAGAAUAUGGUGAAACUAAUUGGUUGGUGCCACGACAGGGGCGAACUCCUACUCAUUUACGAGUUCAUGCCGAAUGGAAGCUUAGACGCACAUCUUUUCAAAGGCAAAAGCUUACUGACAUGGGAAACCAGAUACAAAAUCGUGCAAGACUUGGCAUCGGCACUGCUAUACCUUCAUGAAGAAGGAGAUUACUGUGUACUCCAUAGGGAUAUCAAAACCAACAACAUCUUGUUAGAUUCAAGCUUCAACGCUAAACUCGGAGACUUCGGAUUAGCGAGGCUAGUUGAUCAUUCGAAAGGGUUAAAAAACACUCUUUUAGCCGGCACCAUGGGAUACAUCGCUCCGGAGUGCUUGUCGUCGGGAAAGACUAGUAAGGAAUCAGAUGUCUAUAGUUUUGGAGUAGUGGCAUUAGAGAUUGCUUGCGGUAGAAGGUCAAUUGAACCCAAAUUUCAAGACUUCGAGGCUGUAUUAGUGCCUUGGGUGUGGAAAUUAUAUGGGGAAGGAAAGGUUCUCGAUGUGGCUGACCACAAAAUGAGAAUGGUGUUCGACCCUAAACAGAUGGAAUGUUUGGUGAUGGUUGGAUUGUGGUGCGCCCAUCCGAGUCAGGAUCAAAGACCAUCAAUCAGGCAAGUCAUUCAAUCUCUUCAUUUCGAGGCACCAUUGCCAAAUCUUCCCGGCACAAUGCCUAUUCCCAGUUAUAAUACACCUACCGCUCCAUGUAUCGAAUCAAGUAAUCCACCUGUGUCUAACAUGACUCUCACAUUCCCUCGUUAACAAGAAUGCUAUACAGGUGACGGUCCCUAAUAUAGCAUUAAAUUGUGGCAACAAGACAAU
Hibiscus syriacus is the source of this 1860-nucleotide messenger RNA. Its product is annotated as L-type lectin-domain containing receptor kinase IX.1-like. The record is from RefSeq and is a predicted model, not a curated record. Gene Ontology annotation, cellular component: plasma membrane. NCBI's taxonomy places the organism in Eukaryota, Viridiplantae, Streptophyta, Magnoliopsida, Malvales, Malvaceae. The transcript has a single exon. Gene Ontology annotation, biological process: protein phosphorylation. The coding region runs from base 199 to 1800 and encodes 533 amino acids. Gene Ontology annotation, molecular function: protein kinase activity; ATP binding.